CCAGCCAGCCGGGGAGCCGCUGUCCCGGGCCUGGCCAGUGCGCGUUCGCCUGCUGAACCUGGGCACCGCCGGCCGCCUGGGCACGGGACUGAGCGGGGGCGCUGACCUCGGCCUAGGAGGCCUGGGAUCCCGGAGCCGCCAGCGCCCGCGGGGACCUGCGAGUUGCACGCCCUCUCCCAGCCUGUGCUGCUCGCGGCUACUCGGCGGGGCGAGGCCAGGUGCCCCCCUCUUCCCCUUCCUUCCCUCCCUCCCCCACUCCGGUGCCCGCGGGAGAUCCCGCCCGUCCGCCCCCCUCCCGCAGAGGUGUAGUCCGCUGCGGUGCUGACAGCGGCCCCGCAGCCACCCUGUCCAAACUCUCCGGAAGCGGCCGGAGCAGACCCGGCGCUCAGGCCGCCGCAGCUCCCGCGGACCAACUGUUGGACCGGAGGCACCCGCCCUCCUCCCGCGCCCAAACUUGGAGCACUUGACCUUUGGCUGUCGGAGGAGGCAAGCCGGCGGGUGGCUGGACAGCUGCGGCGCCUCGAGGGCAUCUUGCCUGGGGUUCCAGGACUGUCGGCUACACUUCUGGGCUCCUGGCUUUGCCUCUGGGAUCCCGAGGUGUCCAUAUCAGGCGCAUGUUGACUGAGACCUAGAGUCAUGGAUGUGUGCGCCCGUGUUGCCCUGUGGCUCCUCUGGGGGCUCCUCCUGCAUCACGGCCAGAGCCUCAGCCAUAGCCACAGCGAGAAGAGUACAGGAACCGGCUCAGGGGCUAGUUCUGAGGAGUCCACUGCAGCAGAGUUUUGCCGGAUUGACAAGCCCCUAUGCCACAGUGAGGAUGAGAAGCUCAGCUUUGAUGCAGUCCGCAGCAUCCACAAGCUGAUGGACGACGAUGCCAAUGGUGAUGUGGACGUGGAAGAAAGCGAUGAGUUCCUGAGGGAAGACCUCAAUUACCAUGACCCGACAGUGAAACACAGCACCUUCCAUGGUGAGGAUAAGCUCAUCAGUGUGGAGGACCUGUGGAAGGCAUGGAAGUCUUCAGAAGUGUACAACUGGACCGUGGAUGAGGUGGUGCAGUGGUUGAUCACGUACGUGGAGCUGCCUCAGUAUGAGGAGACCUUCCGGAAGCUGCAGCUCAGUGGCCAUGCCAUGCCAAGGCUUGCUGUGACCAACACCACAAUGACAGGGACUGUGCUGAAGAUGACAGACCGGAGCCAUCGGCAGAAGCUGCAGCUGAAGGCCCUGGACACAGUGCUGUUUGGGCCUCCUCUCUUGACCCGCCAUAAUCACCUCAAGGACUUCAUGCUGGUGGUGUCUAUCGUUAUUGGUGUGGGUGGCUGCUGGUUUGCCUACAUCCAAAACCGUUACUCAAAGGAGCAUAUGAAGAAGAUGAUGAAGGAUCUGGAGGGGUUACACAGAGCUGAGCAGAGUCUGCAUGACCUUCAGGAAAGGCUGCACAAGGCCCAAGAGGAGCACCGCACAGUGGAGGUGGAGAAGGUACACCUGGAGAAGAAGCUGCGUGAUGAGAUCAACCUUGCCAAGCAGGAAGCCCAGCGGCUGAAGGAGCUGCGGGAGGGUACUGAGAAUGAGCGGAGCCGCCAAAAAUACGCAGAGGAGGAGUUGGAGCAGGUUCGGGAAGCCCUGAGGAAAGCAGAAAAGGAGCUGGAAUCACACAGCUCAUGGUAUGCUCCAGAGGCCCUUCAGAAGUGGCUGCAGCUGACACACGAGGUGGAGGUGCAGUACUAUAACAUCAAGAAGCAAAAUGCCGAGAAACAGCUGCUGGUGGCCAAGGAAGGGGCCGAGAAGAUAAAAAAGAAGAGAAACACACUCUUUGGCACCUUCCACGUGGCCCACAGCUCUUCCCUGGAUGAUGUGGAUCACAAAAUCCUAACUGCGAAACAAGCUCUGAGUGAGGUGACAGCAGCACUGCGGGAGCGCCUGCACCGCUGGCAGCAGAUUGAGAUCCUCUGUGGCUUCCAGAUUGUCAACAACCCUGGCAUCCACUCCCUGGUGGCCGCUCUCAACAUAGACCCCAGCUGGAUGGGCAGCACGCGGCCCAACCCCGCCCACUUCAUCAUGACCGACGACGUGGAUGACAUGGAUGAGGAGAUUGUGUCACCCUUGUCCAUGCAAUAUGCUGCCUGGCUGAUGGGGCGUAGGUUCAGUGACCGCUCUCUCUGCUCAACAUCCGCCGGCUCGGAUGAUCAGUCCCUCUGGAAAUACCCGGCUCCCACCCUGCAGUGCAGUGUCCGGCAGCGCCUGACGGAGCCACAGCACGGCCUGGGAUCUCAGAGGGAUUUGACCCUUUCCGAUUCGGAGUCCUCCCUCCACAUGAGUGACCGCCAGCGUAUGGCCCCCAAGCCUCCUCAGAUGGUCCGUGCUGCAGAUGAGGCCCUCAACGCCAUGACUUCCGAUGGCAGCCACCGGCUGAUUGAGGGGGUCCACCCUGGGUCUUUGGCGGAGAAACUGCCUGACAGCCCUGCCCUGGCCAAGAAGGCACUACUGGCGCUGAACCAUGGACUGGACAAGGCCCACAGCCUGAUGGAGCUGAGCCCCUCAGCCCCACCUGGUGGCUCUCCACUUUUGGAUUCUUCCCGUUCUCACAGCUCCAGUUCCCCAGACCCAGAAACACCAUCUCCAGUUGGGGACAGCCGAGCCCUGCAGGCCAGCCGAAAUACACGCAUUCCCCAUCUGGCUGGCAAGAAGGCUGUGGCUGAGGAGGAUAAUGGCUCCAUUGGUGAGGAGACAGACUCCAGCCCAGGCCGGAAGAAGUUUCCCCUCAAAAUCUUUAAGAAGCCUCUUAAGAAGUAGGCAGGAUGAGAGUGGCAGUGGCGGGACAGCUUGCCCUUCCCUGGUCUUCUGCCUCCCUUUCCUUCCCUUCCAAGAUCCCUGGCCCCUAGAGCGGGGCAUGGGAGGGGCUGGCCCAGGGGCCUCGGCACUGUACAUACCUGCCCCCCUCAUCCUUGGGUCCUUCAACAUUAUUUAUUAACUGACCACCAUCGCCUGCCUGCCCUGCCCUCCCACCCACGGGCUGCUGCUGCCACUCCCUCUCUACUUCAGUGCAUGUCUUAGUUGCUGUCCCCUCAGCUCCCAGCUCCACUUCCGGGGUCCAGCUUCUGUCUCUGCUGUCCCACUUUUGAAGUUUGGUUUCUUGUUUCUCUGUUUCCUGCUUUCAGGCUCCUCCCUCCCACCACUCCCCAACUUCCCCUAGCAGCUUGGGGGGGGGGGGGAAGAUAGGAGGACUGACUUCUGACAUCUGUGCCUCAGACCUGUUCCACCCCAUCUAUGAUGGUUCUGUUUGCCUCAGACUGGGGCGGGCCUAGGGCCUAAUACUUGAGGUUGUUCUUUGGGAGUGUGGUGGGCCAGAAGGAAACUUGGCCUGGAACUCACAUGAGUCUCCAGGGGUCCAUGGGGGAGUGGAACACAUUCCCAAAGGAUAAGCUACUAGAGAAUUUUGAAGAAGAGGCCCAGCUAGGGGGUAGGUUGGGAGACUCCUCUUAGUUGGGGGAUGAGCAGAUGCCAGAGUUGUGGGCUACAAGGCAGUCACCUUUUCUCUCUUCUCUCACCCACACCUGCCUCUUUCUCAUCCCUGCUCCCCCACACUGCAGGAAGGUUUGACUAUAAGAGGUGCUGCCCAAAUGCUCCCCAAGCAUCAGUACUCCUGGAGCUCAGGACAAAUGGCUCCCCUGGCCAUGGGAGCCUCAGCCAUGACACAGGGCUCAAAUGGGGCCCUGAAGCGGUUGGGCAGGAUAUUGUUGCAUUUGAACCAAAAAAUAUUUUUUAAUUGAAAAAAGAAAUCUCCUGAAUUUCCCAAGUGCCUGCACCAUAUACUCCCCUUGUCAGACCCCAUUUUCAUGUUACUGCAUAGCUUGGGCCAGAGGCUCAAAAAGGACACAGCUGGUUUAGGGAAGGGGGUGGCUAAGGAAGAUGGUAUAGGUGAAGGCAGCUGUGUGACCUCUUCCCCCACACCCUUCCCACCCUCUAGACAACUCUCUCCCUUACCUGUUUUUGCUAUGGCUGUAAAGGUAUUUUCCCAUUACUCCACGACCUCCCAUGCCUUUACUCUGGGAUCCUAUUUUGGACCUGGGGUGCAGGCCCCUGGGGCUGGUCUUAGGAGGGUGCUAGGCUGCUGACUGCCUUGUACCCCCUGGGCACCCUCACAUGGGUUUUUCUGUGUUAUUUCAUAAGACUCUUUGAAGUCCAAUAAAGCAUGUAGGAGAUUUUAA
Molecule: messenger RNA, 4202 nt
Organism: Hyaena hyaena (striped hyena)
Lineage: Eukaryota; Metazoa; Chordata; Mammalia; Carnivora; Hyaenidae
Gene: STIM1
Product: stromal interaction molecule 1
Exons: 13
Coding region: 637-2787 (716 amino acids)
Biological process (GO): activation of store-operated calcium channel activity; store-operated calcium entry; intracellular calcium ion homeostasis
Cellular component (GO): endoplasmic reticulum; plasma membrane
Molecular function (GO): calcium channel regulator activity; protein binding; calcium ion binding
Source: RefSeq, a predicted model, not a curated record